UCUCUCUCUCACUGCUUAUUUCCCUUUCUCUCCUCACUCUUAUCUCCUCUCCUUUCUUUUUCUCUUCAUCUUUCUUCCCUUCUCCCCACCAUACACACAACACAACACACAUCCCUUUAAUAUAUCAAUGAAGCUAUCUAGGUCCCACCUUCUGUCUUUCCUUUCUUUCUUUGUUCUCACUCACUCAUUCUUGUUUCAGAUUAUGAGAUGAACUAUUGAACAGAAAACUGCUUCUCCCGCCUUGCUUUAAUGUUGCACUUCCUUUCAAGUUCCAACCAAAGAGUAGCAUAUGUUAUUGUUCUUGGGUUACUUAUCCUCUGCAACCCGGUCUUAAUUCUUAUGUGUAAUGCCUGGUAGGCCCGAGAUUGAAGAUCUGCAAUGGAAGCAUGACGUUGGUGACAUACUAAUUGUUAUGUUACUGCAUAAAAAUUCUGUUCAGGAGGCAUUCAACUUUUGCUUCAACUUUCAUGAUUGAACAAUAUGAAAUUCCAAACUUUGCAGCACCCACCAAUUCUGUGACUUCUAGGAAUCAGAAAAGUUCAGACAAUAUUUGUCUCAUUUGCUUAGCAAAAUAGGUUGUGUGUAUAAGUUUGCUGUUUUACUUAUAGGUAGCCGCCGCCCGUAAUCUAUCUUAGGAUUUUUCAAACAGUGGGUUUUCCCACUGUCCUAAAAUUAUGGCAACUUACUAUACGAGUUCAAGUAAUGAAAGGAACGCAGUGCCUAUGCUGUGUCUUAGGGAACCUUUGCCUAAUUCAUAUCCCGAGACACCAGUUUUGCCGAGCAAUAUGACAUUUUAUAUGAACUCUGGAUCAUAUUCAGAAGCACUGUCUGGCAAUUCUCAGCAGCAAAACAAUUGCUUUGUGAUUCCAUCACCAUCAGUAGGGGCUUCACAUUCCACUCCUGAACAACAAGAAAUCUUUGCCAAUAUUAGUGGGUUCCAAACUGGGUUUCAUGAUUUCAGUGCAUGGAGGGAAGGUAGAAGUGAAAUGUUAGUCAGACAACCUAUGGAUGGACAGAACUUACAAGGUCAUGGAUUAUCUCUCAGCCUUGGAACCCAUAUACCCUCAGGAAUUCAUAGUUCAAGUUUUGAUUCAUUUUUGGGUACUAAUCCUUCAAUUUCGGGUAAUGAGGCCUACCAAAAUGAUUCAUCUAGAGAUGAGGGUAUGAGACAUUCUGAAAAUCUUCCACCUGGCUUACCUGAAGCUAAUCAAGAUUUGGCCAAAGCGGAUUUUUCAUUUCAUGGAAUGUCUGGUGUUGGAAAAACAGUUCCUAGCUCCAAAUACCUCAAGACAGUGCAACUACUACUUGAUGAAGUUGUUGACAUCCGAAAAGCUAUUAAAAGACCUGCUAUGAAAAGUCAUAGCACACAUGAGAAAUCUAAGAAGGACUCUAAGGAGGAUGAUGAGCAACUAGAAAACGACAGGCCUUCUGCAAAUGGAGUGCCUAAUUCUCAAGCUUCAACUGGUAAGACCUCUUGUGAGCUUUCACAUGCUGAAAAACAAGAUCUGCACCACAAGUUAACAAAGCUUUUGUCAAUGUUGGACGAGGUUGACAAUAGGUAUAAACAAUAUUAUCAGCAGAUGCAGACUGUAGUGUCAUCAUUUGAUGUGAUAGCAGGAUGUGGAGCAGCUAAACCAUACACAGCCCUUGCUCUGCAAACCAUUUCAUGCCAUUUUCGGUGUUUGCGUGAUGCAAUCACUGGUCAAAUCAGUGCAACACAAAAGAACCUUGGAGAGCAAGAUGCUUCUGGAAGUAACAAUGGAGUUGGAAUGGCAAGACUAAAGUAUGUGGACCAACAAAUCCGACAACAGAGGGUUAUUCAGCAGUUUGGCAUGAUGCAACAUGCAUGGAGACCACAAAGGGGGCUUCCAGAAAGCUCUGUUUCAAUUCUUCGCGCUUGGCUUUUUGAGCAUUUCCUUCAUCCCUAUCCAAAGGAUUCUGAUAAGAUCAUGCUAGCAAGACAGACAGGCUUGACCAGAAGUCAGGUGUCAAAUUGGUUUAUAAAUGCUCGAGUGCGUCUAUGGAAACCUAUGAUUGAAGAGAUGUACAAGCAAGAUAAUUGUAUUGCUGGCAUGGACUCAAAUUCUUCAUCUGAAAAUGUGUCCAAGGUAACAAAAAGUUAUGUCAAGACCUCCAAUGAUGUGGGUGAUGAUUCGCAGCACUGUCAAAGUCCAAUUGUGGCCGAUACAAAUCACAGUGGUGGACAAGCUAAGGACCUCAGACAUGAUCAGGCUCUUGAUACAGAAAUGAUGGCAUCCAUUGGAUUAGCUAGUCUCAUAAAUGGAGGUUAUGGGGCUGAAACUGAACAUAGGCGAAAUUUGGAUGAUUGUGGUCUCUUCUCUAAUGACACAGUUGUUCAGUCUGAUGGAGCUACUAAUAAGAGGUUUGUGUCAGUUGGUCCAACAUGCCAAAUGCCAGAGUCUGAGAGGUUCAAGUCAGGAAGUGGAGUGUCUCUAACAUUGGGUUUGCAGCAUUGUGAAGGAGGUAAUUUUUUGCCUGGUAAGACCCAUCUCAGUUUGGUUUCCAUGAGGGAGGACGACAUCUCCAAAGCGACCGCAGCUUCAACAGUUGGAGUAGAGACAACAGAACUUGAGUGCAUUGGUGCUGGAAACCAACAACAAAGGUUAAAUUCACCUCAUAUGCUACAUGAUUUUGAAGUAUGAUGAUAAUCUCUUGCAAUCAUUCCGUGGGAAGGAAAAGAGUGGUGAGUGCUGAUGUUGGGACCAUUUUACAGACAGUGAAUCAUAGAAGGAACUCAGUGGUCCCUCAAAGGAUGAUAGGACUGACAAAACAGUUGUAUGAUAUCAUGAAAUUUAUUGGGAAGAUCUAUCUUAUGGUUAAUGUGUAGAAGGAAACAUGUAUAUUUAGGUCUAUUUUGCUGUGAAGAAAUCAAGAAACGUGAGAAUGGUAAAUAAUAAAUGGAUUGGCUGAUUAUUGUAUUAA
This is a messenger RNA of Glycine soja, 2943 nucleotides long. RefSeq names its product BEL1-like homeodomain protein 6. The record is from RefSeq and is a predicted model, not a curated record. The coding region runs from base 675 to 2663 and encodes 662 amino acids. Gene Ontology annotation, molecular function: DNA-binding transcription factor activity, RNA polymerase II-specific; RNA polymerase II cis-regulatory region sequence-specific DNA binding. The transcript has 5 exons. NCBI's taxonomy places the organism in Eukaryota, Viridiplantae, Streptophyta, Magnoliopsida, Fabales, Fabaceae. Gene Ontology annotation, biological process: regulation of transcription by RNA polymerase II.